AUGUCAAAUUCAUCAAUGAGGCUACGAUUAGAAAACAUUAUUCCGCAGGAUGAUGCGCGAUACUGUCAGCUCCAAGAGAGAAAUAUGUUUGAAGCCGAGAAGAGCCAUUCUGCUCAGGAGACCUUUGCUAAUGAGAGCGUGGAAAUCAGAGUUGAUACGCAAGUAAGAACAGUUAUAAAGAUAAGUGCGGAUCAACCGGAUAUCACGAUACGCAAUAAGAAGCGACGUGAGGUUGGCAUCACUGUGAACUUCCACAAACGUUACGCGAAGAAAAUUGGUAUAUCUGAUCACGUCGAGGCAUGUAUGCAAACGAUAUUACUUAAGAGAACGCUCAAAAGCAUUUUCAUUCGAUCAGCGCCGAGGAUUCGACGAGGAUGGAGCAAAGAAGAUCAACAGAACAAAACUGAGAGAGGAGCUGGUACAGCGAAAGUGCCAGAAUGCAGUCUAGCACCAAAAUCAGUAAUGCAGAAAAUAAGAAUGAUCUCCGUGUGA
Thelazia callipaeda (thelaziosis nematode) is the source of this 492-nucleotide messenger RNA. Lineage: Eukaryota; Metazoa; Nematoda; Chromadorea; Rhabditida; Thelaziidae. The record is from the annotation of a GenBank genome assembly.